CGGGAUAUUGGUCAGCAGGCAGGGCGAAUCAUUUUGACUGCAAACCACAAGAGUUUCAUAGAGUGGUGAAGGAAAUCAUAUACCAGACUCUUAUAAAAGAGAGAAUAAGUUUUUAAAGAGGAAACCAUGGCUUCAAACAGCAUAUUUGAGUCAUUUCCUUCUUACCAGCAGUGCUUCGUUCGAGAUACCAGCACCAGCCGCCGCUUCACGCCGCCCUCCACCACUCUGAGCCCGGGCAAGAUGAGCGACGCGCUGCCGCUGGUCGGCCAAGAGAACGGCAGCAGCGCCCUGGUGGGGAAGCUGAGAAACGCAGAUCGCAGCAUGGUGGAUGUCUUAGCCGAUCAUCCGGGAGAACUGGUCCGCACCGACAGCCCCAACUUCCUCUGCUCUGUCCUGCCGACCCAUUGGAGGUGCAACAAGACUCUGCCGAUCGCUUUCAAGGUGGUCGCAUUAGGAGAUGUCCCUGAUGGGACUUUGGUCACAGUUAUGGCUGGAAAUGAUGAAAACUACUCUGCAGAACUCAGAAAUGCUACUGCUGCCAUGAAGAAUCAAGUAGCAAGAUUCAACGAUCUAAGAUUUGUCGGUAGAAGUGGAAGAGGGAAGAGCUUCACAUUGACUAUCACAGUCUUCACGAAUCCUCCACAAGUAGCCACGUACCACAGAGCUAUCAAGAUAACAGUGGAUGGGCCUCGAGAACCAAGAAGACAUCGUCAGAAACUAGAUGAGCAGACAAAGACUGGAAGUUUGUCCUUUUCAGAGCGCCUGAGUGAACUGGAACAGUUGCGUCGCACAGCUAUAAGGGUUAGCCCACACCAUCCAGCCCCGGCACCUAACCCAAGAGCUUCCUUGAACCACACAACUGCUUUUAAUCCUCAGCCUCAGAGUCAGAUUCAGGAUACAAGGCAACUUCAGCCAUCUCCUCCCUGGCCUUAUGAUCCAUCUUACCAAUACCUGGGAUCAAUUGCAACUUCUUCUGUUCAUCCAGCCACACCGAUUUCACCUGGAAGGGCUAGUGGAAUGACCUCCCUUUCUGCAGAGCUUUCAAGCCGGCUAACAAGUGCUUCUGACCUAACAGCGUUCAGUGAUCCAAGAGUAGGAAUUGAUCGUCCAUUUUCUGCCAUUCCUUCCAUUUCUGAUCCUCGUAUGCACUAUCCUGGAGCAUUCACCUAUACUCCAACCCCAGUCAGCUCAGGAAUAGGAAUUGGUAUGUCUGCCAUGACCACCGCCACCAGAUAUCACACAUACCUACCACCUCCCUAUCCAGGUUCUUCUCAGGCUCAAGGUAGCCCAUUUCAGACCAGCUCUCCUUCGUAUCAUCUCUACUAUGGAACAUCAGCAGGAUCUUACCAAUUCUCCAUGAUGUCUGGUGGUGAUCGGUCUCCCCCACGUAUUCUGCCUCCUUGCACUAAUGCUUCCACCGGAUCUACUUUACUCAAUCCCAACCUUCCAAACCAAAAUGAUGUUGUGGACACUGAAGGCAGUCAUAGCAACUCCCCCACCAAUAUGGGAACCACAGCAAGAUUAGAAGAAGCAGUGUGGCGACCAUAUUGAAUUAUUAUUACAGGUGUCUAUUCUGGUAAUAUCCAUGCUUUUAUAUGACAAAUGAGAGCACUGCCAUGUUUGUCUUUCACACAGAAUAACAAUCAGUUCUGAAGUCAGUAUUUCUGGAAGUAUUGCUAUGAUGUUCUCUGAUUGAUUUUGCUCAGUGAAGUGAUUACAUUCCCAUAGACUUCUUCCAAGUCUGAACUUCAGAAAAUAAUAUUUUAAGAUUGUAGUUUUGUUCACUCAUGUUGACUAUAAAUAUGGAAAAGGAUAGAUACUCAAUAUGUGUCCAGAGUUUCAGACUUUGAAAUUUAAAGUAUUUUGUUUGACAUCUGGUGCUGAGGCAUUUAGUCUUAUACAAUCUUAAAUAAUUUAAUCAAUCAUUUUGACCUGUAAGUUAAAAGGAAGUAUACAACAAUUCUCAGAGAGAAACUGUGAAUGCUUCUAAUUUAGCAAUGCUGUGAAUAAGAGUUUUUAUAUCCUGGAAAUAAUUUUUUAAUCAAGUUGUAUAUCCCAAAGAAUACAGGAAUUGUUUUUAUUUUUAUUAUGUUUUUCAGCUGCAACUCAUCCUUUUUUGUGUAUCAUCUUCCUUUAUUGGCACCUUAAAAUCUGCAGAAAGAUUUAAUCCUUUUUUUUAUAUAAUGUGCUCGCUUUUCUUGUACUUUGUCAGCUAAGUGCAUCUACAAAAGCCUCUUUUCUAGAAAAGUAAUUUAAUUUUUUUAAUAUAAAGGAGUGACAACCUACAGUCCUUCUCAACUACUGAAAAAGUACAUGAUGAGUUGCUCAAUAUUUAUGCUCUGCAUUGAACUUUUGUGUGUGAUGCUUUUAUUUAAAUAAUGCUUUGAAAAUAAGCACAUACAUUUUGUAGCAACCAAAGUUUAAAAUUAUUACAUAUAAAAUGGCUGGAAUAAUUACGGAUAAUGUGACUUUUAAUUAUUUACAAAUAUUGUUUACAUUUAGCUCCAUUUCAUUCUCAUCAAUAAUUUAAACAAAGUCACUUUUGUCCAAUUGAGAAGCCAGGUUUCUUUGAAAAUGUUAUGAUGAUAUAAUGUCUUUGAAUAAGAAGUUUAGGUUCACAUUUGGAUGCUGACUUGGGCACUGGAAGCAAAGCUUUGUCUCAGAGUAUAUAUUUUGGAAUUUCUAGUACAGCAUGAUAUUUAUAUUCCAUCAACUUUCUUAAAGACAAUAUAAGUGAAAAAAAAUCAGACAACACAACUAAAUAUUAGCAUUCUAAAUGACUAUUAAAUUCCACAUUAUGGUCAAAAUACAAUACAUCCCAGUUUUCUCCCUUGCCCUAGUAGGAGAUUCAAAAAUUCAUUUAAGGCUGUAUGCUAAUCACAGUUUUGAAGACCCAAGUUCAUUGCAGUCAAUAGUGGCUGCUGCCGGUUCAGACCGGUUUGGGCAAACCGAUGGUUGCAAUCUGCAGGUGGGCCGGCCCACCCGCCCAGGCGCAAUCCCAUCCUAUAUCGCUGUGGUUUUGACACUGCACGCAUUUGCGGAUGGUGCACACAAGCGAAUUGCUGUGUUUUUUGACCUUGCAUGCAUGUGUGGAUGGCGCGCGUGAGCAAAUUGGCGUGUUUUGUGACACCGCACUUAUACGCAUAUGGCACGCACACUCACAUUUCGGGUGCUGGGUAAACCAGUUGUUUUAGUAUGUGAUGCCCACCUCUGAUUGCGGUCCCUCCCCCCAUAUGACACACAAUUCAAAGGAUUUUCUAGCAAUCUUACAUAAUUGAAGUUCAAACAAAUAAUAACUUAAGUGUGGGAUUCUUCAUUCCAGGCAGAUAUUCACUCAUUCAUCCUCAGCUACUUUGCACCCGUAUAAAAGAGAGGUGUGGGCAGCAUUUUUUUUUUUAAUUUGAUUUA
Molecule: messenger RNA, 3408 nt
Organism: Pantherophis guttatus
Lineage: Eukaryota; Metazoa; Chordata; Lepidosauria; Squamata; Colubridae
Gene: RUNX1
Product: RUNX family transcription factor 1
Biological process (GO): ossification; regulation of transcription by RNA polymerase II; neuron differentiation
Cellular component (GO): nucleus
Molecular function (GO): DNA-binding transcription factor activity, RNA polymerase II-specific; ATP binding; RNA polymerase II cis-regulatory region sequence-specific DNA binding
Source: RefSeq, a predicted model, not a curated record